This is a messenger RNA of Lagenorhynchus albirostris (white-beaked dolphin), 5624 nucleotides long. It is a transcript of the gene CYB5R5, whose product is annotated as NADH-cytochrome b5 reductase-like. The transcript has 7 exons. The coding region runs from base 171 to 1112 and encodes 313 amino acids. Lineage: Eukaryota; Metazoa; Chordata; Mammalia; Artiodactyla; Delphinidae. The record is from RefSeq and is a predicted model, not a curated record. Gene Ontology annotation, molecular function: oxidoreductase activity.
CCUCGUCUUGCCCCACCCUGCAGGCCGUCAGCGAUUUCCCACAGUUGGAACCCUGCCUGCCUCCCCGGGGAAGCGCAGGAGGGUAGGCUGGCAAGGGAGGAGGACCUGGGCCUACUCUGGGAAGAGCACCCAGUUGCCCACACCUCCUGCCUGACCAAGGCCCACUGACAAUGAACAAGGGGGAGGAAGACGACGAUGAGGAAGCCUGGCUGCAGCUUCGGCCGGUGGAGCCCUUGCCCUCCCAGUGCUGCGGCAGUGGCUGCUCACCCUGCGUGUUUGACCUCUACCAGCGAGACCUAGCAAGUUGGGAGGCAGCCCGAGCCAGCAAGGACAGGAGCCUGCUGAGUGGAGAAGAGACACAGAGCUGUCCCUCCAAGCUGAGCCCAGAGACCUUCCUAGCCUUCUGCAUCAGUGCCACGGACAGACUCACUAAGGACACCUACCUUGUCCGGUUUGCAUUACCUGGGAACAGCCGGCUCGGCUUGCGGCCUGGCCAGCACCUCAUCCUACGAGGGAUAGUAGAUGGCUUAGAAAUUCAGAGAGCCUAUACGCCCAUCAGCCCUGCCAACGCAAAAGGAUACUUUGAAGUUUUAAUCAAGUGCUACCAGACAGGGCUGAUGUCCCAGUAUGUGGAGUCCUGGAAAGCAGGAGACACGGCUUUCUGGCGAGGACCUUUCGGAGGCUUCUUCUAUAAACCAAACCAGUAUGGUGAGCUCCUCAUGCUGGCUGCUGGUACUGGCCUGGCCCCCAUGGUGCCCAUCCUGCAGAGCAUCACAGACAACGCAGAGGAUGAGACCUUCAUCACCCUGGUGGGCUGCUUCAAGACCUUUGAGGGCAUCUACCUGAAAACCUUCCUCCGGGAGCAGGCUCGUUUCUGGAAUGUCCGCACCUUCUUUGUACUCAGCCAGGAGAACUCCCUAGAGCAGCUUCCCUGGAGUUACCGGGACAAGACCCACUUUGGCCGCCUGGGCCAGGACCUGAUUGAAGAGCUGGUCGGCUCCUGUCGGAGAAAGCCGUUUGCAUUGGUCUGCGGCUCAGCUGAGUUUACCAAGGACGUGGCCGGGUACUUGCUGAGCGCAGGCCUGGCCGAGGACUCCUACUUCCUCUUCUAGGCCUGGCCUCCCUUCUAAAGCUCAGGCCAGGGGCCUGGCACUGGGACGCAGGAAGGGACACGGACUGAAAUCCAAAGACAUGAAUGGAAGACUGCUGCUAACUCUCCAGGUGACCUGGGACAAAUGUCUUUACCUCUGCACACCUCCAUUUCUCAUCCACCCCACGCGGUUCCUAACUCCCUCAAACAGGCAUCCUACUGGGAGGAGGGAGAUGGAGCUGUAGGAACCUUGGGGAGGAGAGUAUUGGGACGGAAGUCAGGGAGGACUCCCUGGAGGGAGCCAGGUCCUGGCUGGGUAGGAGUUGGCAGGAGAAGGACUAGCAGGGGCUUUCCUGGUUCCUCAGCUUCAAGGGUUUGAGAGGGGCUCCCACUGGGCCCUGCCCUGUAAUGCCUGUGCCAAAGCCUGCUUUCCCUGGAGAUGUGUGUCUCUUGUGACCUCAGGGCUGGCUCAGGUGAGGUGCUCACUGGUUAGGGAAUGACCAUAGCGGAGGCUAGAGGAGGCACUUGCUGUAUGUACCUCCAGUGCCAGUGCCGUGAGCCUGACACAAUGAAGGUCGUGGGUUCUGCGACCUGAGCAUGUCUCAGAACAAGGUGGGGCCCUAGAUUACCUUUAUUUUGGCACCAGGUCUUUUGUGCUGCAAAAGGCUUCACUCUCAGUCUCCUUUUCCUGUCUCAAGAGCCCAGCCCAGAGUCCUUUCCCCAGCAAAAGAGCCAUGGAAGCAAAUGCCCCUCCCUCCUGCAGGCAGCCAGCUCAGCCUUGCCUUCAGCUGCAGCGCCCUGGUGAUGGUUGCCAUGGAGAUCUAAAGAUAGAGCAGGAGUCCGGAGACCUGGGUCCUUCUCCCUGCUCUGCCCACGGAGCUGCUGCUGUUUCUGAGGCACCUCCCUGCCUCCUCCAGACCCCACCCUCUCCAUCCUUCAUGGGGCAUGCCCUCCGCAGGGAACUUAGCAAUCCUGGACAGCACACCGCAGUUCACGAGUUCUGCUUUCUGUAGCCUGGGCUCCAGUAUGCUGCACCAGCUCAGGCUGGCUAUAGGCAGUCCCAGAGUUGGAAUAUUAAGCCGUGGAUAUAUAUCAGAAUCAAAGAACCAUAGAAUCGUAGAGUUGGAAUUUUGCAGUCAUAGAAUCACAGCCCUCAUCAUAUCAGAGGUUAAAGCUCAGGAGUCCAAAAAGCAUCCCAUCUACCAGACUCAUUGUAUCAAUGGGGAAACCAAGGCCCAGCUAGGCCACGUGACCUGCCCAAGGUAAAACAGCUCAUGGCAAGGCCAGUGUCAGAAGCCAGGUCUCUAAUGUCAGCCCUGUCCUCAGAGUUCUGUACCAGUGAUUUUUAAACUGGGCUCUGCAGGACACUACAGUUCCUGGCAUGACAGCAGUGAAGGAAUGGCCAGGUGGGAUCUCCAGGCCCCCUUCCGACCAGAACAGUUUUGUUUUUAUCCCAUUUAUAUCUUGGAGCUUGGAGUCAUUUUCAUUUGUGAAACAAGGUUUUCCUGCACUGCCCAAAAAGUUGCAACAAAUCUCCUUGCUGUGCCAUGUUCAAUAAAUAAUUAUGGCAAGCAGUUGGGGGAUGGUGCCAAAGGUUUGAAACCAAGUUUCACAGACAGAAUUCCAUGGUCAAAUAGAUGUGGGGAAUACUGCAUGUGACCUUCACCAGGAAUCACGUGCACACGAGCAUAUUAAAGGCUCUGAAAAGUCCAGUGGUGAAGAAACGUUUUCCAUUUUGUUUAACCCAGAGUUUCCUAAGCUUAUUUAAUUAGAGAACACUUUGAGACCAGCAUUCCAUGGACUACUUCAGGAGAUGCUGGUCUGCUGCAAAGCCUCUUUGCAGCAUAGCAUAAUCAGUGGGGAGGCCCUUCCCUGAGAGGCGGAGGUCCCGAGCAGGAACUGUGAUCUCAUUCGGCCUCUCCUGUGACUUGAGCAAGGCACUUUCUUUCUCAGGGCCUCUGGAUCUACGCAUCUUCCUCCACCCUUUCUCCUCCCUCAGUACGUCCUAUUGAUUAUACUCACAAAUACUCCUGGAGGGCCUCUUAGGAGCCAGACUCUUAGGCACUGAGGGAAGAACAAUGAACAAGGUGGGUGCGGUUCUGGGAAGCUCCAUUGGGGAGCUUAUAGUCCGACAAGGAAGGCAGAAAUUAAAGUUGUAAUUCUAAAGGGAUGAGUGUGCUAAAAAGGGAAGUAUGGAGCGCUAGGAGAAUGGAUGGCAAUGCUCUAGCCUGGCCUAGGGGAGGCCAGGACGCACCGCUGCACUGAGGGUAGAGGCCUCUCACUCAUAGUUAGGCGUGGUAGGUGGUCCCCACUUAGGGAGUGAGGGGUCUGGGGCAGUGCUUGUAUGUCUGUCUUUUCCCAUUUUAGAUAUUUGAUGUUUAGCUAUUACUAUCCAGUGGUAACCAACAGCCCCUCUUACCCUAGAAUGUGUCACCCUCCCCUUCCCCUCACUCCGUGUGGGAUCUGUGUGGUCUAGAUGCUGGUGGGGUUCCGUAUGGGACAUUGGUGAAGACCCAGCCACGCCCUGGGUGCCAAGAUGCCAAAGGGCUCAUACCAUCCGGAAACUUGAGAACUCAUGGCUGGGUCCUGUGCCUCGAAAGAUGAUAAGUGAGUCCAAGAAGGGGACUAGGUGGAGUGUGUGAGCAUGAACCUCUUUGAAUCAGGGUGAGGUUCCCAGCUCAGGGUGAGCUGGCCCAUUCCUCCCAUCUCUCCUGGUGAUGCUGUCAGGGUGUUGGUGGCAAAAUCAAUGGCUGCCUUGGUUCCGCCCUCAUCAUGUUUUGCCUGCAGCAUUCCCAUCCUCAGCCUCCAACCUCCGGCCUCUCCCCUACACCCCCUUUCACACUGUGUCCAGACCCAUUUUUUUAAAUUGUAGUGGUAACACUGUAUUGGCCAAAAAGUUCAUACGGGUUUUUCCGUAAGAUGUUAUGGAAAACCCGGAACGAACUUUGUGGCCAACCCAAUACUUAACAUGAGAUCUAAGUGUAGGAUAGUUGUUGAGUGUGAGUCCAGUGUUGCAGCUCUCCAGAGCUUAUUCAGACUGCUUCUUCUAACACGCAGAUCUGAGCCUAUCACUCCCUUGCUUCAAUCCUUCAGUGGCUCCCUGCUGCCCACAGGGUACAGCAUCGUGGCUCUGCUUACCUCUCCAGGCUCAUUUUGUCUUACUACCCCUCCCCUCAACUCAUGUUCCAAGCACGUUCUCGUGCGUCCUUCAGUCCCUUCACAUCUGCUGCUCCAUCUGCCUGGGCCAGCCUUCCACCCUCCCAUCUUCCACUCGCCUAAGCCUCCCUGUCUCUAGAGGACUUAGCUUAGUGUCAUUGCCUCUCGGAAGCCUUGCCUGCCUCUAUACUCCAGGCUAGGUUACUGAGCAGAGUCUUGCGUGUUCUUCUGUUGCUGCACCCAUCAAGCCGUCUCUUAUGCAUGUGAGCGCAUCAGGGGUCGCCCCUGUUCAUUGUGUCCCCAGCGUGGAAGGGUGCUCAAUACAUCCUGGAUGUCAAACACCUGAAUGAUAAACAGCUAACAUUUCAUGGAGUCCUUUACAGGUUGAAAAAGGCUUUUCACCUACAUUGAAGCAUGCAGUUGUCACCAAAAUGCAUGCUAUUUUAUUACCCCAAUUUACUGAUGAGGAAACUAAGCUUCUGAGACAUUAAACAAUUCUCCAAGGUCACGCAGGGGUACAUGCUGCAAUUGUUAUAAAGGCUGUAUGUGACACGAGGGUGCACCAGGAGACGUGUUUAAAGACUGUCACUGCUGUACUGUUUGAAACUGCAAAGAAUGGAAACUAACUAUAUGUUCAUCGGUAAGAAAAUGGAGAAAUGCACUGUUCUAUGUAGUCUCACAGUGGAAUACCAUACAACAGUUAAAGUAAGUAAACUAGAUUUACAUGUAUCAACAUAGACUAAAUCCUAAAAACAUAAUGAUUGAGUGAAAAGCAAAUUGUAAAAGGAAAGGCACAGUAAGAUAGCCAUAUUUGGAAAGUUUAAAAACACAAAAUAAUACCAAAUGCUCAGGAAGGAGAUUGACCAACUUCAAGGAUAGUGGUGACCUCUGACCGAGAGAAGGGAGGGGGAUGGGACGGGAUGAGGGCUUUUAUCUGUGUCACUUUACUGUAUAAAUAUUUGAACUGAAUACAGCAGAGUACGAUCAUCUGGUAAAUCUGGGUGAUGGGUUCACCGUUGUCUGCUUAUUAAUGUUCUAUCUUAGUCUGUGUUUGAAAUAGUUCCAUAAUUAGAGAUUUGUUAAAAUAAGAUUAAAUAUUCCUGGUCAAAGUACUUCAGAAACUAGAGGCUUAAAAACAUUCAUUCCUUCUCUCCCACCUCAGGAUAGGCUGUGCCCUUUUAUGCCUCCAAGCUUUUCAGUCUUUCAUUUGAAACUAUGGUGAGUACCUACCAUGUGCCCUGAUUAGUCACAACAGUCAAUGGUAUAAACCGUGCCCUGCACGCAUAGCUACAUGCUGUUCCCUCUGCUUGUCCCUCUUCUUUUCCUCGUAAACUCAAACCAGAGUGACUUUCCAGACACCACAGUUUUGUUUUUUUUG